UCUGAUCCUCCGAGACCUUGAAACCCUCUUACUAGACACGAUCCGGCCAUAACCAUCCUAUCUCAAUUCAUCUCCCAGCGUCCGGGAUCCACGCGCCCCUGAUUGUCAGGCUGGCCCACAUUGGAACAACGGACACCAUCUCAUCAGUCGGCGCCACGGAAAGCAUCUCAAUCUCGUCCCCUUGACGCCGAGGAGCAGUUUCGUCACGUUAUAGCACGAUCGUUCUGAGCACCAUGGCGCCCGAGACGCAUCCUCCUAAACUUCGACCAACGUCCGCUGGCUUGAAACAGGUUGAUCCGUAUUGGUACCCAUACACGACGUGGGCGAAGCUACGGUGGUACAAUCGCGAACUCUUGGAAGUGGUCUCGACCGAGUUCAGAGACAGGUCGAUGGAAUAUUACAAAUACGCUUUGGAGUCCGGGGUAACGACCGUCAAUGGGAAGGUUGCGGGCCCUAAAACGAUCAUCAAGAACGGAGACCUUAUAGAAAACAUUGUCCAUCGGCACGAGCCUCCAGUGACAGCUACGCCAGUCAGAGUUUUACACCACGAUGUCGAGCGCGAGUUUAUUGUCGUUGACAAGCCUGGGAGCAUCCCUGUUCAUGGGACUGGGAGAUAUUUCAAGAACACCCUGAUCGAGAUCCUCAAGGACGAGUUUGGAUUCAGGACAUUUCCUGUAAAUAGACUGGAUCGACUCACCUCCGGCUUAAUGAUCCUCCCCCUCUCGUCUGAAUGCGCCAAGACGAUUGCUAGAGAGUUUGAAGUCAAUACAGUGCAGAAAGAGUACAUCACUCGAUGCAAGGCGAGUUUCCGGCGGGCGUGACGGUGUGCGAGGAGCCGCUGUUGACUGUCGACCGUCAGAUGGGGUUGAAUAUCGUCCAUCCCGAGGGAAAGCCGGCGAAGACAGUUUUCGAGCGCAUUCGAUACGAUGAAAAGACUGAUAGCACGGUGGUCUUGUGCAAACCAUAUACGGGACGAUCACACCAAAUCCGGGUACAUCUUCAAUUCCUCGGGCAUCCCGUCGCCAACGACCCGGUCUACUCUGAAACCAAGAUCUGGGGAUGGCCUUGGUGUAGGCGGCAUCGACACAACACCGAGCGACGAACGAGCAGCGCCUCAGCCGCCGCCACAUCUGGAGUCAGAAGGACUGGGGAAUCCAGAGUCUCUGGCGCAGACCGGCCCGGGGGAGCCGGCCGAAAGUUCCAAGCCAAAACUGCUUCCGCGUGAGACUGGCGAGGAUAUCGGAAUGGGCUCACCUGUACCGCUAUCCCAAGAAGCCGUCAAUGUCAUCACGCAACUGCGCAAUAUGAAGGACGAAGAAGAGGAUUGGAGCCGAUGGAGAGACGUUAUCUUCCGUGUCAAGGGCGCGUUAUUGCCGAAGGACCUGGUGAUUCGAGGGCCAGCUAGUCGGCGGAACCGAGACCAAGACACACCCACGUCGAAAUCAAAGAAUGCGUCGGAAGAUUCCGGGGCGAGAACUCUCGACGCGUUGGCUUCCGGCGAAGAUGCGACUCUCAGGCCCACGAUUGGGUCCCAGCCGGACAGCGAUCCGGGACGCUCUGCAUCUGGGCCAGACGCGCUGGGCGGGGCUGAGCCCAUCUCUGGGCUGGGCCUGACCGCUGACGAGGCAGUCGAGCGUGCUUCCCAGAUAGAAGGGGCGAUGGAUGAUGUCACGGCUGUGCUCGCAGAAAGUGCGUACUGCCCCGAGUGCUAUCUGCCGCUGCAUCCGGAUCCCAAGCCUGAGAAGUUAUACAUCUUCCUGCAUGCGCUGCGGUACAGAACGAGCCUGGGUGAAUUCGCCACGGAAAUGCCGAAUUGGGCGGCAGAGGAUUGGGAAUGGGAUAGGACAUAGACCGGGUGUUUUGCUACCUUGUUGAUUUGUUCGAGGAAAAGAUGGGUGGACGGCCGAGGACGAAGUGUCUGCUGACAUCCGUCGCGCGCGGAAAACCUGAGAUCAGCCACGAUCCCUGGGAUGUCAGUCAGCCUUGCUAUGCCCCCGGUGCACAAAUACUUUUGGACAUCCCGUGGUGGGAGCUUGGCUCUGUGUGAAACGUCGUUCAUUAUUUGCCGCAACGUAACGCGGUUGAGCCAGCUGCAGCAGCCCAGUUUUUUGUUCGGACGAGAGAAGAACGACCGUUUCAUACAUACAGGCACCAUGGGCUUCAAGAUUAACGCCACCGGCGCUGGGCGAGAUCUGAGCCCGUCACUCCGAGCAAAUGAACGUUCGGGCAAUAACAGGGCUCGGCCGAGCGUCAGAUCUCAAUAUGUGUAAUUAUUCGCCGGUGUGCUUCGGAUACUUGCUCUGGCCUAUCCCUUUAAGGCCUGCAUUUUCCGCGGAUAUAAAUGAACCACUCAGCCUUACUUUCUUUCCCCUCUACUAACAAUGGCCAGCCUCGCCUUUCUGCUCUCAGGCGCCUGCGUCCUCUACCUCUGCUGCUCCCUCGUCCUCCGUCGGUGGAGACGAAUCUCCCUCGCCGAGGUACCUGGGCCCGAGCCGGUGUCUUGGCUUUUGGGGAAUAUGCCGCAGCUGUUUGGUGGUCAAGUGGGAGAUGCAGAGUUCAAGUGGCAAGAAAUUUAUGGAGGCGUCGUCCGCAUCAGAGCCCCUUUCGGAGAGGACACAUUGCUCGUGACAGACCCCAAAGCAUUACAGUACAUCUACCAGACGUCGGGCUACCGAUUCCACAAACAACCCGAACGGAUCGAGUUGACGAGAUUGAUCAGUGGCCGGGGCCUUCUCUGGGCAGAUGGGAAUGACCACAAGAGACACCGGAAGGUGAUGCUUCCAGGUUUCAAGUCAUCCGAAGCGAAGGCGCUCGUCCCGCUUUUUUUCUCGUGUGCAGCUCAGAUCGGCACGAAGUGGAAGGAUCUGAUCGCUCAAACACCGGAGCAAGCGACGGUUCUGAACGUGACCGGAUGGGCUUCACGAGCCACGCUAGAUGCUAUCGGCGCAGCUGCAUUUGACUAUUCCUUUGGGGCGAUCGAGAAUGUGGACAACCCAGUGGGCUCAGCCUACAACAGCCUCUUUACCGACACAUUCGCUUCUCUCUCUGGCGUGAGCCUGCUUGCUCUUGGGGUGCUUCAGUAUGUUCCACGUCGGAUGCGGGAAUUUCUGGUCGAUCACAUUCCCGCCCGUGGCCUGAAACACAUCCGAUACGCAGCCAGAGUGACGAAACGCGUCGCGCGAGAGCUGGUCGCCUCCAAGUCGGCCGCACUCCUGCAAGGGAAGGGCAACCGGGACAUCAUGAGCUUACUGGUGAAAGCUAAUGCGUCCGAGAACGAGCAGACCAAGCUCAACGAGGACGAGUUAUUAUCCCAGAUGCAGACCAUCAUUAUGGCGGGCCACGAGACGACGGCGAGCACGUUCAGCUGGGCUGUGCUCGAGUUGGCGCGUCGUCCCGACAUCCAAGCACGACUCAGAGCCGAGAUACGGAGCAUGGAACGUGUGGUUCGGACACACGAGGCUCGGGAGUUCAACAGUUCUGACAUCGAGAAGAUGCCCUACCUGGAGGCGUUCGUCAAAGAAGUGCUACGGUUCCACCCCGUCGCAUUCAGCAAUUACCGACAGAGCGCCAACGACGAUGUGCUACCGCUCUCGAAGCCCAUGACGCUGACCUCCGGCGAAGUCAUCUCAGAGUUGCCGAUUCCUAGAGGCAUGAAGGUCAUGAUAUCGAUCGCAGCUUACAACCGCAACAAGGAAAUCUUUGGUCACGACGCGCAUCUCUUCAAUCCCGAGCGCUGGCUCAAUGGCUCAAUGCGGAAACCGGACACACCAGUCGGGGUUUACGCCAAUUUAUUGACAUUCGCGGGUGGGCUGCGCACUUGCAUCGGGUGGAGAUUCGCGUACUGCAUUUCAUUUUGCCUCGACGCUCUCAUCCAAACUCACGCUCCCAUCCGCAGCGUACUCGAGCUUCACGCUUUCCUGAUCGAACUCGUCGGCACAUUUGACUUUUCGCUGACACCUGAAGCAAUGCGAAUACGUAGGGAGGCAUGCGUGGUCAUGGCCCCGACAGUCGAGGGUCAGCGAGACAAGGGGACUUGCCUGCCCCUCCGAGUCUCGAUAGCUUCAAGAGAGGAUUCCUGAAGCCUAUAGUCGAAUUGAUUUCAACUCGGGUCUGACUUAGCUUAUACUGUAUUGCAAUGUGAGACUAGCUCGCAAAUGACA
This is a messenger RNA of Mycena citricolor, 4160 nucleotides long. The record is from the annotation of a GenBank genome assembly. Lineage: Eukaryota; Fungi; Basidiomycota; Agaricomycetes; Agaricales; Mycenaceae.